UACGAGACUGGUUACUACGCUACAGUUACUGAAACUAGUCUGAGGCCGACGGCUGAGCCAGUUCUCCUCUCAGUUGGAGGUGUAGUAGCGGCUGCACUCGCUUUAUUUUUUGUGUUCUGGUCCAAUGGAGGCGGCGGUACUGAACCACGCGAUAAUGACGGAGGUAGACUGCAACAGCAACACCUUGAACGCCGAGUUGGAGGUGAAGAAGCUGCAGGAGCUGGUCCGGAAGCUGGAGCGGCAGAAUGAGCAGCUGCGGACCCGGGCGAGCUGCUCCGGCGGGCCGCAGGUGCUUCCUCCAUCCUCGGCAUGCGUCCUCAGCAGCGCCGGGGGAUACCGCCUCCCCAGCCCGCUGCCCACCUUGCUGUGUCAGUCGUCCUUGGAGGCAUUCAUGCCCCCGGAGGAGCCUUUCGACUAUUUCCAGCCUCACUCCGGUGGGGAUGGAGCGGCUUCUGCUGCGAGGGAGGCGGAGGACGGAUCCGAGCCGUCGCUUCUGGACGAGCUGGAACUUUUGGAUUUUGAUUCUCUGUGCUGCUCAGACGAGUCUGAUGAAACAUGGUUGUACGUGCCAUCAAAAGCCAGAGAGCCCACCGCUGGCUCCCUCACACCUCUGCAGUGGUGCCGGCAGGUGCUGGACAAAUCAGAGGUAGAGGUCGCCAGGAGGUCGCUGUCCCUCCGCCUGGAACAAGUGUCCAGGUGGCGUAGCUCCCUUUCCAGCCCCUCUCCCACCCCCUCCCCCGGCCCCCCCACGAGUCGAGUGGCCGGGGUGUCACCCAUCAGCUCUGCUCCGUCAGCCAAACCCUGCUCCACUCCCCUGUCGUCUGACAGACACGUUCCAACCCUCUCCUCCCCGCUCCACCCGGUCCUCCAUCGGACGCUGAGUCCGUUAGGGAAGGAUCUCUCCCCUGUUUCGGAGAGGACUCCGACCUUCUUCCCCGCCAACCGCAGCCGCAGCCUCCGGCGCUCCGCCCGCAGUCUUCAGUCAUCCGUGGACAGUGACCUUGGUUUUUCAGAGGUGGAGGACGACUCCAUCACCCUGGGAUACAAACUGCAAGACCUCACCGACGUCCAGGUUAUGGCCCGACUGCAGGAGGAGAGUCUAAGACAGGACUACGCCAGCACGUCGUCCGUCCUGGCCAACCGCCGCAGCCAGAGCUUCACCUUCCAGCUCAGCCAGCUCAGCGCCGGCCUCGACCUGGAGGAGGAAGACGAGGACGACGAAGACUACGGUCUCCUGCCCCCACCGCAGCCGCGCCUCACCCGCCUCCCGCACUCCCACACUUUCUCCAGCAUGCGAGACUGGCGAAGAAGCACCAGCUCCCUGUCCACCCCACCUUCCACCCCCUCCACUCCGCCUUACCCGUCCGCAGGGUUCGCCUUCCAACCUCAGCCCCAGGGCCUGGGCCCGGGCCCGGGCAGCCUCUGCGCAGCCGAGCAGCACGGCUUCAGACCAGGAUCAGCCGAAUAUGAGAAUAAGCUGCGGAGGAGCAUGCCUAACCUUGUCAGAGCUCCCAGCAUGCCUAGUGUGCCCAUUCCAACCAAUCCUAGUGCUUCCCCUUCUUUGCUUCGUAACAGCCAGAGUUUUGAUUCGCCCAGUGGGCUGGCUCGGCUGCAGUCCUUCAUCCCCGCCCCAGGCCAGCUGCAGAACAGAGUCCAGAGCGUCGGGAACUUCUUCACGUUGUCACGGCAGCCGCUGAAGGCCACCGCCUACGUCAGCCCCACCAUCAAGGGCUCGGCCCCCCUGCCGGCCUCCACCAGCCUCCAGUGUCUGAACAUCAGCAGCGGGGGGAGCAGCGGGGUCGCCACUGGCAUCCCUAUGCUCAGCAAACCAACGGGUGGAGCAGGGGCGGUGUCUUCCACCCCAAACACGCCACGCAGCGGCCUGCCCCGCCCCGCCUCCUUUGUUGGCACCCCAAGCUCCACCCCCCGCAACAAGGGCCAACCACCGCGGAGUUUACUGACGCCUCCAAAGAGCCUGUCCACCCUCAGUGCCCUUCGGGACAGCAGCUGGAGGGACGGCUGCUACUGAUGGACGGACGGACGGAUGGAUGGACGGAUGGAUGGACGGUCUGGUGGAAACCCCGCAGGCUCGGGUAACUCACCACACCUCAACGUAAAGCUUUCCCUUGGGGACAUUUGAAGGGGUUUGACCAAAAAGUACUGUAACCCUCAAAGUCCUGUUUAGAAGAGUCCUCCAAAAGGGCCGUAGGUGGACUGCUCUCUCUUGUCAUCCAUUAAAUUCUAUGCAGAGUUUCUUCGGGUAAGGCGGGAUGUCUUUUUUCUGGAUUUGAGUGUUACUCCUGAGUUUGGGCCGUGCCAAGGGGAGUUGUUCCCUGUUGCUCUUGUGCAAUAAACUGGCUGUAGGGUACCAGUAGUACUAACCGGCUAAAGAGGCCUGCCACUUUUUCUAAAAACAACAAGCCUCACGAUACUGUGUUUAUUUAUAUAUUUAUUUUAAAUACCUUUUUUUUUAACUAAUCAGGUGUUUUCCCUCUGGCAACAAGCGCCAAAGAUGCUGCUAAAAAUGAAUCCAUCCCUGUUGGUUUGGGCACGUUCGGCCUCAUUUUUACACGGCCUCCUGUAUGUAUAUCUGUGUACAAAGCUUAUUAUUAAAUGGCUAUUUAUAUUAAUAUAUAUUGAUGCAAAAUUAUUGAAUUUUAAAUGUGACCAAAAGGAGAACGUGUGAAUGUGUUUACAAAAUUGUCUCACCAUGGUGUCACUAAACUGUGCAUAUUAACACUUUGAAACUGUUGAAUGCCCUCUAAGGGAUCUGUUCUUGUUGCACUUUGUAUAAAUCUCUGAACUUACUGAUGUUCUUAUCUUCUGUUGACUAAUGGUUGCACUUCCUUUUACAUUUCAUCUUCUGGAUUUUUUUUUUUUUGUUGUGGGGAAGAUUUCAGUCACACACAGCAUAAUGUAGCACCGUGUCUUUGUAAUAUUUGGCUUGUGUUUUUAAAUGAGCGUCUCCAUGGCACAUUUCACAAAUCCGGACCCUUUUGUUACUGUGAUGAGCUGAAUGUGUGAAACGUUUUAAUAAAACACACUGACUCAAA
Molecule: messenger RNA, 3053 nt
Organism: Etheostoma cragini (Arkansas darter)
Lineage: Eukaryota; Metazoa; Chordata; Actinopteri; Perciformes; Percidae
Product: SLAIN motif-containing protein 1-like
Exons: 10
Coding region: 125-2029 (634 amino acids)
Biological process (GO): microtubule nucleation; cytoplasmic microtubule organization; positive regulation of microtubule polymerization
Cellular component (GO): microtubule plus-end
Source: RefSeq, a predicted model, not a curated record